GUCUAGUCGGACAGGGUUGUGGAAAAAAACUGGUUGUCAUGAUAUUUAGCUAGCCAAUCUACAAAUGACAGGCACAUAUCAAAAUAUACCGAGUACAUUAUCCAUGUCAGGGUGCAAGAAGGAUUUUCUUGGUAUUGUGCAGCUUUUUUUGAUAGACAGGGAUAUUUUACAUUGUCCGCAAACCCAUCGUGAAUUGCCUGCUGAGUGACCUGACCAGGUGACGUUGGCACCUCUGUGUGCCUGUGCUGUCUCAAACCAAGAAACUCUGGGACCUGAAUACUGUAGAAGAUGAACGGGCUGUCAAUUAGAGAGCUAUGCUGCCUUUUCUGCUGCCCUCCUUGCCCCAGCCGCAUCGCAGCCAAGCUGGCCUUCCUCCCUCCAGAGCCCACCUAUGCCAUGCUGCCUGACCCAGAGGCUACAGCUGUUGCGGCAGCCGGGACUACUCCUGUGGGUGCUCCCCCCUCGCUGGGGGCUCCGGGCCUCCGCUCCAGGCUGGGUGGCGGUGGAGGGGACAGAGGAGGUGGUGUGGGAGGGGGAGGCGGCGGUGGAGAGGGCAGGUGGAAGCUCCACCUGACAGAGAGGGCGGAGUUCCAGUACACCCAGAGAGAGCUGGACAUGACUGAUGUGUUCCUGACCAGGUCCAGCCGAGGGAACCGGGUGGGCUGCAUGUACAUACGCUGUGCCCCCAGUGCCAGGUUCACAGUGCUGUUCUCCCAUGGGAAUGCAGUAGACCUGGGUCAGAUGAGUAGUUUCUACAUUGGUCUUGGCACGCGAAUCAACUGUAACAUCUUCUCCUAUGACUACUCUGGUUAUGGUGUCAGCACAGGCAAACCUUCUGAGAAGAACCUCUAUGCUGACAUAGAUGCAGCCUGGCACGCCCUACGCUCCCGCUAUGGCAUCAGCCCAGAGAACAUCAUCCUGUACGGGCAGAGCAUCGGCACGGUGCCCACGGUGGACCUGGCUUCUAGGUUUGAGUGUGCUGCCGUGGUGCUCCACUCACCCCUCACCUCUGGCAUGAGGGUGGCCUUCCCCGACACCAAGAAGACCUACUGCUUCGACGCUUUCCCCAACAUAGAGAAGGUGUCCAAGAUCCCUUCCCCGGUGCUGAUCAUCCACGGGACGGAGGAUGAGGUGAUAGACUUCUCCCACGGCCUGGCUUUGUUUGAGCGCUGCCCCAAGGCCGUGGAGCCCCUCUGGGUCGAAGGGGCGGGGCACAACGACAUCGAGCUCUACAGCCAGUACCUGGAGAGACUACGACGCUUCAUUAACCAAGACCUGGCCGCCGCACACGCCUGAGGGGAAACACUUGUCUGUGUGUCUGUCUGUCUGUGUCUGUCUGUCUCUGUGUGUGUGUGUGUGUGUGUGUGUGUGUGUCUGUGUCUGCGUGUCUGUAUGCAUCUGUCUGUCGUGUGCAUGUGUCUGCGUGUCUGUAUGCAUCUGUCUGUCGUGUGCAUGUGUCUGUCUCUGUGUGUGUGUGUGAGUUAGUACAUCCACUUUGAUAACAGAAACCGUGCGUGCAUUGAGUCAUCUGGGUCCGUGUGUGUUUCCUCAUGGAAAUUGAUAGAGACACAACUGUCAGACCUUCCCAAGAGAAAUUUUGUGUGUGUGUGUGUGUGUGUGUGUGUGUGUGUGUGUGUGUGUGUGUGUGUGUGUGUGUGUGUGU
Molecule: messenger RNA, 1663 nt
Organism: Esox lucius (northern pike)
Lineage: Eukaryota; Metazoa; Chordata; Actinopteri; Esociformes; Esocidae
Product: alpha/beta hydrolase domain-containing protein 17A
Exons: 6
Coding region: 289-1296 (335 amino acids)
Biological process (GO): protein depalmitoylation
Cellular component (GO): plasma membrane; endosome membrane
Molecular function (GO): palmitoyl-(protein) hydrolase activity
Source: RefSeq, a predicted model, not a curated record